GGGGAAGAAGAAACAAGGGCACAAACGCAAAUCCAGCCACCGGGGCCAUGGAGGAGCAGCAUCAAGCUCACAUAUGGAGCAGUCGCCGGGCUCUCGGGGUGGCUCGAGGCGGGCCUCGCUUGGUGGUCCGAAUUCGCUGGCGGUACACGACCGGAGCGGGCCGGACUUGCCCGCCUCGCUGCCCUCGCCGGCUCUUGGCCGGGCAUCAGGAACACACGGCAAUGCCGCCGCUUUGCUCGGCGUCGCUGAGGGCCACGAUGCCGACGCCGAGCUGCAGCAGGCUUCGGCUCCGGGGCUGCUGGGCACGCACGGCGGCGACCCCCCGGCCAUAUUACGUCACCUGGCCCGCGCCUCAUCAUCCACGAACUGGUUCGGGCCCGCUCGGUCGGCGGGUCUCUAUGCCGACGCCUAUGACGAGCUACUGGAGGGGCUGACAGGCGCCGACCUGCGCACCGCCACUCUGGUGGUGCAGGCGCUGCGAUCCCCCGAGGACCUGUCCCGCCUGCGGCGGCUGGCUGUGACGCACGGCUUCGUCAACGACCGCAUUCGGGCCGUGGUGUGGCCGCGGCUGCUGGGCAUCACGCCGCCGCCGGGCGGAGGCCUGACAUUGGCCCUGGCAAUGUCGCCCUCGCUGGCGCCCUCCACACCGGUGGCGGCAGCCGGCAGCACUGCAGCGGCGGCAGUGGCAGAGCUUGCGCCUGCGGUGGUGACGGAUAUAGGUGGUGACACAGGUGGAGACGGAGGAGCGGGCGCGGAGGAGCAGCGUCAGGGCAGCGAGGCGGAAGCGGGUGAGGACGGCGGAGCUGCGGGCUUGAGCUCGGGACAGGCGGCAGGCGGAGGCGAGGCGGCGGGGGCUGCGGGUGCGGAGGGGAUGGCAGCGGAGGCGUGCGGGUGGCAGAGUGCAGCAGCGCAGUCGCCAGCCUCGCCACGCGCGGCCUCCACGCCGCUGCCACUGCAGGCCGCGGAGCUCCCGGCGCCAUGCAGGACCGAGUCAGGAGCAUUGGCAGGGGGCGAUGGGGGCGCCGGCGAGUCGCCCAGGGGGCCCAGCAGCUGUGUGGGUGUGGGCGAGGCAGCGGCAGGGGAGGCAGACACGGCGCGGCGGAGAGACUCGUCGCCAGCAGCAGGAACAGCGGCCGGGGCACGGAGUGAGGACGCGGUCAGCAACGGGCGUGCUCACAACGGAGUGGCAGCGGGGUCAGGGUCGGAGUCGGGGGCUGCAGCUGCAGCCAAGGCGGCCCAGGCAGAACCUGGGUCCGAUUCCGCCCCCGCACCAGAACCAGGGCCCAGCUCAGACGCUGGAUCGGGUCCAGACGCAGAGCCUCAGUCCCCGCCGCGGCCUGUGUCGCUGCCGCCGAAGGAAGCCGCAGCCGCGGCGGCGGCCGGCGGCGAGCCGGAGUGGGACUGGGACUGGGAACGCUAUCUGCAGUGGUCGCAGGCGCCGCAUCGGGACGCGGGUGUGGUGGAGGUGGACGUGGCGCGGUCGCUGUGGAGCUUCGCCGCCGACGACGACCGCGAGGCGCGGCGGGCGCAGCUGAAGCGGCUGCUGAACGCGGUGGUGGGCGCACACGCAGGUGACGUGUACUAUUACCAAGGACUGCACGACGUGGCGGGGGUGCUGCUGCUGUCCAUGUCCGUGCCGGCAACCCGCCACCCCGACCCGCACCCCCACCACCACCACCAGUUGGCGGCGGGGGCCGCAGCGCACGAGCCGGGGGUGGCCACCGCGCCCGCCGGCCGCCGCCGCCGCGCCAAGUCGGAGCCGCAGCUGUCCGCUGCCUUCGCCUACGACACUGAGGGCCACCGCACCGCCCCCGCCUCCACAGCCGCCGCCUCCAGCCACGCACACCCUGACCCCAAUUCCGCCCACGACGCCGCCGGCUCCACCACCACCGCCACCACCACUGACGCCGCGGCGGCCGCCGCCGGCGAGCUGCUGGCGUUCGCGCUGCUGCAGCGGCUUGCCACCACGCACCUUCGCGACGCGACGCGGCCCACCCUGGAGCCUGUGGUGCAGCUGCUGGGGCUGGUGCCGCCGCUGGUGGCCGCCGCCGACCCCGCGCUGGGCCGCCACCUGGGCGCCUUAGGGCUACAGCCCUUCUUCGCGCUGUCCUGGUUUCUGACCUGGUGGGCGCACGAGCUGCACAGCCUGGCGCCCGCGGCGCGGCUCUUCGACUUCCUGCUGGCCUCCCACCCGCUCAUGCCGCUGUACCUGGGCGCCGUGGCCAUGCGUUCGCAGCGGGCGGCGCUGCUGGCGUGCGAGGAGAUGCCGGAGCUGCACUCGGCGCUGACCAACCUGCAGCUGGUGCCCGGUGGCGCCGACGGGGGCGGGGGCAGGCGCGGUGGGCAUGGAGGAGGGGCGGGGGCGGGCGGCGCCAAGGCACCACAGCUGCCGGCACUGGAGGAGCUGCUGCGGCAGGCGGAGGCGCUGUGGCGGGCCAAGCCGCCGCACGUGCUGCUGGCGGCGCUGAUGCAGCCCAGCCGGGGGCCGGGCGCACCCGGAGCGCCGGCCGUCAAGGGCGGAGGCGCUGGGCUGCGGCAGCGGCGCGGAGCGCUGCCAGCCGCUGGUGACAAGGCUGGCCGUGGCCGUGGAGGCGGCGCGGCGGCAGGAGAGGCGGAGCCAGGCGCCGGGCUUGUGCUGAGCGCCUGUGUGGCGCACGCGGCGCGCAUGGAGGGCGUGCCUGCGGUCUGGCAUGUGCCGCCUGAGCCGCCGCUGGAGUGGCCGGGGCCGGAGCUGCUAGGCGAGGUGGGCGGGCGCUCCGGCCUGGCGAGGCUGCUGGGCAGGGCGGGGACGGCGCUGGCAGGUCGCUCGCGCGGUGCGCUGUUCUCGACUGCGCUGCUGGCGGGUGUGUAUGUGGCGGCGGCGGUGGCCAUCGGCUAUGCCACCUUCACUCGCGCGACUGAGGGCGGCGGGAUGCAUUGAUGCGGGGCGAGUGUGGAGAAGGAGUGCGAUGAGACAGGGUGCCCGGCUAUGGCUGUAGCGCAGACAGGUUACCAACUUGGCAACAAUUGCUGACAAUUGCUCCUUGGGCUCCGCUGGGUAGGACGUCCACGGGCACGCUUGGGGCGAGUGCGCGGGGUUACAAGGUAUGCGGAGCAGGGCACCUGGCGACGCCUGGAACCGUGAAGCAAGGCGUGGCGUGCGUUCCACAUAAGUUAGAAAGGUUAGCAGAAGCUGGUUACGGCCACGGAUAUACUUGUCCUUGGAGUUGUCUGAGCACGCCGCUGUUCCAGGCGUAAGCCUAUUGGGUUGCUGCAAUCGGAGAGAGAGAGAGAGAGCGAAAUGCGGAAUGCACGGCACAUGUUGAAUAGUGUGCGUGCGCAAGGCGUUGACUCGAAGGAGGGUAGGCCGCCAAUUGCGGCAACGCACAGUAGGUGGGGUUUGGUAUGUAUGGCGAGUUCGCAGGGGCGGGGCUCGGCAAGAGCAUGCCGGUUUGGCAAAAGAGGCAGCUUAGGCUGCGGGGUCAAAAAAUAGAUAAACCUUCAUCCUGGGACAGCUCCAACUAACGCCCAACUAACGCCGAACGAACUCGUGCACGGCACCCCCACCCCCCUCAGCUGCGGUUGGGUGUCGGUAGCUGCCGCGGCUGGGAGCUGGUAGUUGUACGGUGGGCCGGCUGGGAAGCUGCCGAGCCUGGGGGCACGCACACAGGUCGUUGGCAUGAGUCGGGUAGCUGUACGGCUGGGAGCUGGAAGUUGCGCGGGAGACCGGCUGUGAAGCGACAUGAGUGCAUAGGUGUACGGCGGAGGUCAGGGGGUGGUGGCUGGCGGUUGGCGUGGCGCACGAGUGGGAGCUGGCAGUUGCAUGUGGUGCCGGCUGGGAAGCUGCGUGUGAGCUGCGUGUAAACUCAGAUGGGA
This is a messenger RNA of Chlamydomonas reinhardtii, 3855 nucleotides long. RefSeq lists its product as uncharacterized. The transcript is spliced from 3 exons. Gene Ontology annotation, biological process: positive regulation of GTPase activity; endoplasmic reticulum to Golgi vesicle-mediated transport. Gene Ontology annotation, cellular component: endoplasmic reticulum membrane. Gene Ontology annotation, molecular function: GTPase activator activity. The coding region runs from base 74 to 2920 and encodes 948 amino acids. The record is from RefSeq and is a predicted model, not a curated record. Lineage: Eukaryota; Viridiplantae; Chlorophyta; Chlorophyceae; Chlamydomonadales; Chlamydomonadaceae.